GCUAAACUGAUUUUGGGAAGGCAGAGAGGGAGAGAGGAGUGCGGGUUCGUGCCGGAGCAGACCUGACCUUCGCUCAUCUUGGACUUUUAUCACUUUCCCCUCUCACUAAACUUCGCGGAGCUCCUCUGCGCCGCGGCGGCCGGCGCGGGCGCGUCUCCGCGGGAGGAUCGGCCGCUCUCUGCGCUUCAGGAAUGCACUCAGCGGCGGACGCGGCUCGUUGUUCGGACGCCCCCCCCCCUCCGUCCCUUUCCCUAACGCGGAGUUCCUAAAUGACCGGAGGACAUGAGCUCGUGAAGGAAAGCGGUCUCUUCGGUGCGCUCACCCCCCGCGCGUCCGCCGCGUCGCAGCCGGGCUGAGGCCGCAGGAGCCCGGGGCGAGCGCGUCCUGGCCGGCCAUGGAGAGCGGCGCCGGCGCACAGAGUAAUGGAGGCGGCUGGGUGCUGGUGGAGGCCCGGCUGCGGGGUGGAGCGCCGUGGGGCUUCACGCUGCAAGGGGGCCUGGAGCACGGGGAGCCGCUCAUCAUCUCCAAGGUGGAGGAGGGCGGAAAGGCCGAGUGCGUGGAGCAGCCGCUGCUGGUGGGGGACGAGAUCAUCGUCAUCAAUGAGGUGGAGCUGACCGGGUACCGGCAGGAAGCCAUUGCCUUGAUCAAAGGCUCCUACAAGACUUUGCAGCUCAUUGUCCGCAGGGAGUUCGAUCCAGGAUACGCUGAGGGACUGGACACGUCGCCGUUUUCCUUCCCAACUCUUCCAGCAUCUAGUUCUUCCUCCACCUCACCCCCGUCGCCGCGGCAACCACAUACGCCGUCACCGUCCACCCGCAGCAGGUCCAGUCCGGCGGGAGGCGUGCAGCUACGCAUCAAGAACAGACGCAGCGAGCCGGCAUCGCGUCCCCACUCAUGGCAUUCGACGAAGCUCAGUGAAGGUCAGCAGGAGUCAGACAAGGGCGAGAUGGACGCCGUGAGCAGCGCGUGGCACCACAGCUUUCACACCAGUGCCUUGACCACCGACAUGUCUGCCGUCAGCUACCUGAGGAAGAGUCCAGACCAGUACAGCUCCAGAGGCAGCAUGGAGAGUCUGGACCCUCCUCCCUCCGGAGCUCAGCACCAGCACCCACUGGGCCAUCAUGGCCACAGUGGGGCCCACCGGGCCUACUCCUCCUGCCAGCAGCUGUCCUCUGCCAGGUCCUCCAACAGCAUCGACCACCUCCACAGCAAACGAGACUCCGCCUACUCCUCCUUCUCCACCAGCUCCAGCAUCCCAGAGUACCUGGCCUCCACUCCAGUAGAGCGCUCUUACUCGCUGGAGACGGUCCCUCAGAGGGGAGCCGGAAGCGGCGAGCUGCUGCAGGAGGCUGACGUCCGUUACGUCCAGAGCGUCUACGACGCCCACGAAGGCUUCUCGCCGGAGCUCGGCUCCGCUGCACUGUUACACAACAGUGACUCCAAAGGAGGAGGAGGGAAGAGGCCGAGUCAGGACCCGCAAGGUCCAGGGGGCGGGGUCUGUUACCGCGGUAGCAGCAGCGGCAGCGUGCCGGCCUCCAACAGACAUAGCGUGGGCCCAAUAUGGGGCCCCGCGGCCAGCUGCAGCUCCUACGAGGCGGCUCCCGCUCCGCCGAGGCGGAGCGACAGUUACGCAGCCAUCAGGAACCACGAGAGGCCGAACUCCUGGUCCAGUCUGGAGCCGGCAAGAUCCCUACGGUCUCUGCAGAAAGGUUCCUGGCAUCACUCCAGCGGUCACUUGGCCUCAGGUGCAGGAAAAGGCUCUUACAGCACAGAUGCACAGCUCCACACAGUGAUAGAGAAGAGUCCGGAGAGCAGUCCCACCACUAAGCCUCGGCAGGGCGGAGGCGUCCCGCUUCCACCUUCACCCCCCCCACUGUCCCCUGCACCCCCCGCCUCCGGCUCCCAGUCCACCCGGCUCCUUUCUGAGCCCCACUAUGCACAGACGCCCAGCUCCAGCGAGCAGCCGGACCUGCAGAGAAGCAGAGGGAGGGAGGACGACGUGGCAGAGAGUCAGAGGGAAGGAAGGACCACACCCAAUGGAUACCACCACAACGCUCCGCCAGCACAGACGCAGGCCUCCUGUUCAGUAACUCUGGCGCCCACACUCAACAGGCCUCUGAAGGAAGAUUUGAACUUUGGACACAGCAAACCUCGCAUGAAAACAGGUGCGGGCUGCCCAGACGCUCCCGCGGGGCCCAGUAGGCAUCACCAGGAAGCUCAGAGCCUCCACAGCCCCAGUGUCCACACAAGCCAUCAACACAAUCACGACCUUCGUUUUCCUCACAUCCAGUCAACUACUGAACCCAGGUCCCGCUCCUCACCAGAGCUGCAGGAUGCCUUCACACUCCAGUCCAGGCCAAUAGAACGAACCAGCAUUCACUCAGACCAAGCAGUGUUUACCAGGGUCACCCAGGAGCAGCCAGACCACCAGCAGACCCAGCAGCAGACCCAGCAGCAGACCUACCAGCAGACCUACCAACAGACCUACCAGCAGACCCACCAACCGACCCCCCAACCAACCCACCAGCAGACCCACCAGCAGACCCACCACCAGACCCACCACCAGACCUACCAGCAGAACCACCAGCAGACCCACCAGCAGACCCAGCAGCAGACCUACCAGCAGACCUACCAGCGGACCCACCAACCGACCCCCCAACCAACCCACCAGCAGACCCAGCAGCAGACCUACCAGCAGACCCACCAGCAGACCCAGCAGCAGACCCAGCAGCAGACGUACCAGCAGAACCACCAGCAGACCCACCAGCAGACCCAGCAGCAGACCUACCAGCAGAACCACCAGCAGACCUACCAGCGGACCCACCAACCGACCCCCCAACCAACCCACCAGCAGACCCACCAGCAGACCUACCAGCAGACCCACCAGCAGACCCACCAGCAGACCCAGCAGCAGACCUACCAGCAGACCUACCAGCAGACCCAGCAGCAGACCUACCCUCAACCUCAGGCCACACCUUCCUUUGCUUCCCAGAGUUCCCCCCGUCACCUUAGCGACUCUGCAGCCCUCCAGUAUCAGGCCUGGGAGCACAGAGAGCAUCCGCUGACCCGCCUGGAGAACGCCCUCGCUGAAGUGCAGCGGUGCACAGGCCCAGAUGACGCUGUCUUCUCUCCCAGUAGCUUCGGCGAUGACGGCCACGGGCCGGCCCGCAGCCUCUCUGUCCUGGAGAAGGUCAGCCGCUUCGAGCGCCGGGAGCGAGCUGGAAAGCAGCGCAGUCACAGCACAAGCCAUGUUCACAACAAAGCUGCCCGUCUGCCAAUGAGUGAGAAGAGCUGCAGCGCCUCCUGCGGGGCAGACGACCUGAGGAACAUGCUGGAGAGAAGCACGAAUGGGGCCAAAGCCCAGAGAACCAUGAGUUAUAGAGGAGUGAGCAGUGAGCUCAUGAAGCACAGGGCCCUAGCAGAUCCCAGUUCUGCCCUUCAGAGGAGCCGCAGCAGCUUUCAGCUGGACGGGCUCAAGGAGGGUGAGAGCAGCAGAGAGUCUGGGUGGAAGCAGGACGUGCAGGAGAUGCUGGGCUCCGUGGAGGACGCCCCCUACAGCAGAUCCUACAGGGACUCUUUGAUAGACGCGCAGCCCAAGGUCCUGCGAUCCACCUCCCUCAGGCAGAAAGAGCUCAGCUCGUCCAUCAGCCCUCCGCCUCCAUCGCGUUCUCCUCCAGCGUCCCAUUCCAGCGGCCAGCAGCCUUCAUUCGUCCCAAUGAAACUGCACUCCCUGGAAAAAAAAGGUCCCAAAACCAAACCCAAACCUCAGGGCGUGGUCAUCACACCCCAGUCACAGCCGCUCACGUCCCCCCACACGCCCAAGGAGCGCCACAUGGUCAGUCCAGACCUCCGGGGGCCCAGCCCACCAGCUCUGCCCAGUAUCCCAGCGAUCGGACCCGCCGUGGCCCGGAUCUGCGGCCGCAGGCGUCUGACAGCAGACCAGAAGAAGCGGUCCUACUCAGAACCGGAGAACAUAAACGAGGUGGGGAUUUCAGAUACAGAGACGGCUUCUCUCUUCAGACGUGGAGGAGAAACCAGCGUGGCAGACCGGCGGAGGAUGUUCGAGCUUGCAGCAGCGAGUCCGGCGGGCGCCAGAGCUCCUCAGAGCACAUCGAGGCCCGAUCUGCGACAGGUUCAGCACAACGCUCUCAGCGAGUACGUGGAGCGGAAGAGGGGCCUGAGGAGAGGAGACGGGGGACACAGGGGCGUGUCCAGGCCUCACAGCGCCUAUUACCAGCCUGACGACAGCCGCCACGCAGCGUCUCCUUCCUGUUUCUCAGACACCUACAGCCUCUCGUCUGCCUCCAGUUUGCUCUCCCUGCAGGACUCCAGUGCAGAACCAAGCUUGUCCUCUGGGGAGAGGCGUCUCUGCUCCACCCUCCCUCCGGGUUCUGACUUCCGGAGCCUGCAGUCCAACCUCUUCUACCCGGGCAGAGUGACUACUCCCAGGCCUCCAGCGCUGCCGCCAUCAAGUUCUGCCUCUGUAAACCUGCCAACGCACCCAGACCUCGGCCACCAGCAGCGACCCGCACAGCUCAGCGGGGCACUGCAGAGGGCGGCCCAGGGCUCCAAGAGGUCGGCGUCGGCCGAGGACCUCCUGGAGCGAAUGGAGGAGAAGCAGAGGUGGCAUCAGCAUCAGCGCUCCUGCUCCUCCCCCGCCGCAGAGAUGCUGAACCAGGACUUUCCUCCAGUGGAUGUCAGGACGUGUGGCUCAUCCAGCGCUGACCCGGUCUCUCUCGCUGAGGACAGAGCUGCAGACGUCCAUGCUUCUCUGGGGACCGUCUCUCCAUCUCAGCUCAGCCUGACCCCAGUGCAGCCUCCCGGACCUUCUCCAGGCCCCUCCUUCGCGCCGGCCGCCCGCCGGGAGCGGCAGAGGAGCUGCGACUGCCAGCGGGCCCGCGGCGCCUCCGCGCUGGCGGCGUCCGUGGGCCUCCCCUGCCCCUGCUCCCCGGCCGCGCCUCAGGACGCCGGCGGUGGCGAGUGGCCGGCGAGGGACAGGCUGAGCCUGGAUGCCAUCGCCUUCGCGGACAUCCUGCAGAGCGGCGCCUGUGGUGAGACGCUGGGGGCGGACAGGCAGACGGGACGCAGCGGCGCAGCGGGAGACGGGGGGAGUUCAGCCGUCGGGACAGACCAUACGGGCGCCGCUCCCCGCCCCCCCUCACCCCCCGACUCGCCCGUUCGCCACCUCUCCUCCCUGCGGAUUUCGGAGUCCAGCCUCUUGAGCCCCUUCGAGCGGCAGAAAUCACCCGACAGCUUCCCGGGUCUUUCUCAAGACGACUUUGACGACGUCUUCCUCCAGAGCCCAGCCCCACCCUCACCUCCAGCACAAGAGCCCAGCAUCACAGAGAACCUGCCCACCCCUCCCCCUCCGUCUCCUCCUCCUGCCCUCGAACUAGAGCUGGGAACUGGAAACCAGACUGUGCAAAGUCCUAGUUCAGAGCCCAGCCUUCUCCCCCCUCCCUCCUCACUGCCACUACCUGUGCUCAGCCUCUCCCCUCCCCCUGAUCCACCACUCAUCACUCCUGCCCCACCUGCGGCGGCCGAGGUCGGCCUGUGUCUGGAGUACCAGCCCCUGCCCAGGCGGAAGAGGACGCCCGAGGAGCUGCGAGUGGAGCUGCUGUCCCGGCAGCUGGUGCAGCAGGACUCCUCUCUGGGGCCCCUCCUGGCGACGUGGGGGAGCAGGACCACCGUCGAGCUGAUGGAGGAGAUCUUCACAAAUAAUAAAGCACAACUGCAGCAGAGGAGAAACAGCCAAUCAGACGACAGGGGGAUGAUUGAUGGAGCGACAGAGGCCAGAGUGGACGAGGAGCAGAAGGAUCUCAACACCAAGAAGGUGGAGCUGUGUGAGGCCUUGACCAGCAGCGUGGCAGCUCUGCAGCAGGAGAGGGAGGCGCUGUGUGAGGAGCAGAGGCAGCACCAGGCUCUGGGCGCCAGCGUGGAGGCGCUGGUGCAGGAGCGUCUGACGGCCAACGAGAGGGACAAGUACAGCGUGUUCAUCGGAGACCUGGAGAGAAUCGUGAACCUGCUGCUGUCGCUGUGCGGCCGACUGUCGAGGGUGGACAGGUCUCUGCUGGCGCUGGACACGACGGAGCUGACACAGGAGGACGCGGCGGAGGAGAGGGACUGCCUCCAUCGCAAGCGCUCUCUGCUCCUCCGCCAGACCGAGGACGCGCGCGAGCUGAAGGAGAACCUGGAGCGGCGGCAGCGGGUGGUGCACGGCGUCCUGAGCGCCCGCCUCGCGGGGCCGCAGCUGCGGGACUACGGCCGCUUCGUCGGCGCCCUGCCCUCGCUCCUGAUCCGCCGCCGCCGUCUGGACGAGCUCAUCCGGACGGGGCAGGAGCAGCUGGAGCGCCUGCAGGAAAGCCUCCAGGCGCCGGCGUCCCGCUCGGCCCCGCUCCCGCGGCUGCCGCCGCCCCCGCCGGCCCCGGGCCCCGUCCACGCAGUCAGAUCCACCGCGGUGACGUCGCUGUGACCGGAGGGUGAGGGACGCGCACCCUCAGCAUCAGCAGUCAGUUGUGUGUGGACGCUGUGAGUAGUAGAUGAGGUGACAGGACAGGUCCAGUGUUACAUGUAGUUUUACAGCUUUUAAUGUUCAACUUCUUCAUUUGUUCUGGAUGCGUUUGUUUGCUGAAACUGCUAAGUGUUCUUCUCCUUUAAGAAAAGAACAGUACAAUUGUCCCUCACUCUGCUGAACCUCCGUACGUUCAUGUUACCAGGAGCCUCGCUUUCCUGUUCCAGCUCCAGUGAUACUGAAAUUGUCCUUAAACAACCAGAGCAACCAGUUUUCACCACAUUCCUCACGGGCUCCGUUUCGUGUGUGUCAGCUCCCAAAGACAGAAACUGUUGUCUUUUGCAACGUAUCAGGCUCAAAAACAACAAACACCAAAUAUGAAGGCGCAGGGCUUUGACUUCAUGAAGCAAAAACGUGUGUUUUGACACUGUUUUCUGAUCACUGUCACAGCAGUUUGUUUCAGUUAUGCUGAAUGAUAAACAAAAUGUCCCAUCAUAAAGGUUUCUGGUGAGAAAACAUUUGAGAUAAAAGAAUUUGUUCAUUUUCCAAAGAUUUAUAGUUUACAGUUGAAUCUUUAAUUCCAAGAAUGUUUUUUGUGCCUUUACAGUGGUUGAAAUAACAUCCACACAAAUUAAACUCCAAAACAUUUUAAUUAAUAAUGGAAAGGAAGAUGAAGAACACAAUUUUCAAUAUAUUUAAAAAUAAGUGAAUUAGGCCGGGUCGGGCCUGACUGAUCCAACUGCCACCUGUCAAUCAGCAGAGUGAUGCUGUGACACCAUUAAAAAUAUCAGAGCUGCCUUUUCAGGUGUCAGACACAUGUUUGAAUGUUUGAAUGUGGAAGCAUAAAAUCCACUCAAAGGGCUUCUACAGUACGUCAUUAUUGUUCCAAGGGUUUUUACAUUCUUAGAUUAAAAAUACAUCAUUGGUGGCACCUUUCUGUCUGAUCUUCACCAGAACCAGUUUACACAGGCCGGUAUGAUGAACUGCUUUGACAUAGAGUGUCUGAUAUCAAACAAAGCAUAAUUACAUCCAUGUGACAGUAAAGUUCAAUCAAGAACUUUAUCAAGCUCCAAAGUGUCUGUCUUGUGAAUAAAUAAGUAUUAAAAUUACAAUUUUUUUUAGGAAAACUAAAGUAAAAAAUAAAGUAUCAGACAACACAAAAUAAAAAAGAAAAGGUUAAGGACUCCACAGUCCAAAUAUGACUACAGUAAUAGACUACACCACAUUAUGUGAUACAUUUGGUUUUGUGUAAACGUACAAACCCUGUUUUCUGGGAUUCUUUUCUUGGCUUUGGACGAACUUGACCAGCGAAAGAUGAGGUUCAGACAGAUGUUGAACUUUUCAGUAGGAGGUGCUAUUUUGCUUCCUUUCAGUGUAUUUUUAUGGCACAAAGUGUCUGAAUAUUUAUUGUUUGAUUAACACUGCAGCACUGUGGGAUCAGAACACAGAGGUUUUCAAACAGCUGUUCACCGUUUUAUAGCUCUUUUCAGUCACCUUUGAAAUGCUCUAAUUUGUCAUAUUCUCAUUCACAUUACUUCACCUACAUUGUCCUGUUGUUCAUAACCCAGACUUUUGUGUUGAUUAUAGUUUGCUUUGUUGCUUCAGAAUAUUUCAGAUGUUGUUUGUUUAUUGUUUAUUAAUGAAGAGCAAUUGGAAAAGUUCCGGGCUCUUGCAAAAUAAAAAAUAUAUUUUAAAAAAUG
This is a messenger RNA of Betta splendens (Siamese fighting fish), 8211 nucleotides long. It is a transcript of the gene shroom3, whose product is annotated as shroom family member 3. Bases 395 to 6472 code for a protein of 2025 amino acids. Gene Ontology annotation, cellular component: adherens junction; cortical actin cytoskeleton; apical plasma membrane. The transcript is spliced from 26 exons. Lineage: Eukaryota; Metazoa; Chordata; Actinopteri; Anabantiformes; Osphronemidae. Gene Ontology annotation, molecular function: actin filament binding. Gene Ontology annotation, biological process: actin filament organization. The record is from RefSeq and is a predicted model, not a curated record.